This is a messenger RNA of Cucumis sativus (cucumber), 1624 nucleotides long. RefSeq lists its product as hypothetical. NCBI's taxonomy places the organism in Eukaryota, Viridiplantae, Streptophyta, Magnoliopsida, Cucurbitales, Cucurbitaceae. Bases 252 to 1283 code for a protein of 343 amino acids. Gene Ontology annotation, biological process: Golgi vesicle transport. The transcript has 5 exons. Gene Ontology annotation, cellular component: membrane. The record is from RefSeq and is a predicted model, not a curated record.
UUUGUUAAUUCCACGCGCCACUGCUUCUUCUCGUCUCUUUCAACAUCCCAACGGCUUUCCUCCUCCUCUCCUUCGCCUCUCUGCAUUUUCCUUUUCCAAGUUUUUUCUAGUUCUCUUCUUUGUCCCAAAUUGGCUUAGGGUUUUUGUUUCGUGACCAUCGUUAUUUAGUUUUCUUUUCCUUUCUGUUUUAUCUUUUGAUUUACUGGGAGGGUUUCUUUUUCUUUUCUUUUUUUUUCUUUCUACAAACGGAUAUGGCUUCAAGUUUCGAUCGAUGGGAAAAGGAUUCGUUUUUCUCAGCCGCUGAGGAAGUUCAAGAAUCUGCCGAUAGAGUAGAAUCGACGUAUAGAACGUGGGUACAUGCCAAGAAAGAUGACUGCAGCAUUUGGAACUGUGAGGAGCUCGGUAGGGAUUUACGCACUGCUCUUGGCACCACCAAAUGGCAGUUAGAGGAGUUUGAACGAGCUGUGAAAGCAAGUUAUGUUAAUAACUCAAAUGAUGAUGCGAGAGAUAGGCACCGGGAAUUUAUUUUAGCAAUUGAGGAUCAGAUUUCAAAAACUCAAAGUUCAGUACAAGAGUUAUCUCAAUCAAAGGGAAAACCCUCGAUGCCUUGGAUGAGGCUGGAUGAAGGUGAAAGUGAAGAACUAGCGAUGUUUCUUUCAGGACCUUCAGCAGCUGAAAACAAAACUGCUGUUAACAAUGUUGUUAGUAACAACGAGAACCCACAUGGGAAGAAUGAAGAAUCAGCACCGGCUUGUUCAAUUAAUUCUCAUCAACCAGUUGAGCAGGGUUCUCACGGUGACAGAGAUGAGAAGUCCCAUGGACACCGGAGGACAGCUAGCGCUAGUCCUGACAUUGGUUCCUGGAAGAUUGCAAUUUCGGGAGUUGAUUUCCAACAAUGUCCUCUAAAUGGAGAAACCCAGAAACUUGUACGAAAGAUCCCAAGUUUUUCAGGGUUUUUAAAUAGUGUUGAGUCUGCGUCAAAUUUCAAGUGGCCAAAGAAUGGCUUUAGGAAGUUGAAAGUAUUAGAUAGGCAUCAAGAAACGAAUUCAAAAUUGCAAUCCCCUCAAUCAGCUAGGGGUAUAAAUGUUGGAUAUGAAAGAAAUAAGAGUUGCUUGGAUAGUUGUGAUGAUUUUUAUGAUAAGCAACUCUAUGGCUGGUAUGGAUCUAUUAAAAGACAGUUUCAGAGGUCUAUAUAUCAAAUGCAGUAUAAUAGGCCUGUUCAAGUGACACUUUCAACAGUUCUUAUUGUCUCACUUGUUUUGGUUUUACUUCGUGUGCUGUAAGAAGCUAUUUCUCUUCACCAAUUCUUGUAAUGUUAUGUUAUUGGAUCAAGAAGUGAAAUGAAACGCGCGAGAUCAUCUAACCUUAUAUUGGGAGAUUGCUUUGUCUUGCCACGCAGGUUCUUGUAUAUUAAACAUGUCCUAAGAUGUAUGUAUAUAUAUCCAUAGUUGAAGCUUGAGAGGAGAUACUUGAGUCAAAUCACUGUUGUUUACCAAAUUAUAGUUGAUGAAGAAGUGAAGUCCGUGUAUUAUUUUCUCCAGAGACCAAAGUCUGUCCUUUCUUGAUACCCACUAACGUAUUUUAUUUUUAUGACCAUAAUGACAAGUACUAAUUUUCAGAGUUA